Molecule: messenger RNA, 1782 nt
Organism: Talaromyces rugulosus
Lineage: Eukaryota; Fungi; Ascomycota; Eurotiomycetes; Eurotiales; Trichocomaceae
Exons: 3
Coding region: 1-1782 (593 amino acids)
Biological process (GO): attachment of GPI anchor to protein
Cellular component (GO): GPI-anchor transamidase complex
Source: RefSeq, a predicted model, not a curated record
AUGAAUUUCCUUUUCCCGUUUCUCGCGAUUCUCGCGGUCUUUGUCGCCGACUGUCUGGGAGCGUCCGACUACCAUGAACGCCUUGAUUUACAGCCCCUGCCCGGCUCGUCGCUGCUGGCCUCGUUCAACUUUCGCAGUAAUUCGUCCGUGUCUUCGUUUGAGAAGCAGCAUUUUCGCUAUCUCCCUCGCUCUUUAGGCCAGAUCCUACAACAUACGCAGACAAAGGAGCUUCACAUUCGCUUCACGACCGGUCGAUGGGAUGCUGAGAGUUGGGGUACAAGACCUUGGGAAGGGUAUAAAGAAGGCGCAACGGGUGUUGAGUUGUGGGCAUGGGUCGAGGCCGAAUCUGAAAAAGAUGCGUUUGCCAAGUGGAUAUCUUUGACGCAAUCCCUCUCCGGCCUGUUUUGUUCCUCUUUGAAUUUCAUCGAUAGCACACGGACAACUCGCCCUGUCGUCUCCUUUGAGCCUCGUGGAGAUCAUGCCAAUUCUAGCCAGCUGCACCUGCUUCACGGCACACUGCCUGGCGAGGUGGUUUGCACCGAAAACCUCACACCGUUCCUUAAAAUGCUUCCGUGCAAGGGGAAGGCGGGCAUCUCUAGUCUCUUUGAUGGACACAAGCUAUUUGAUGCCUCCUGGCAAAGCAUGUCUAUCGAUGUCCGACCUACCUGUCCGUCCGGAAACGAGGAGUGCCUGGUUGAAAUCCAGCAGAGUGUGGACAUGGUUUUGGACAUUGACAGAUCUAAACGCCCUCGUGAUAACCCAAUUCCUCGCCCUGUUCCAUCAGAACAACUUGUUUGCGACCCAUCCAAACCAUACAACUCUGACGAUACAUGCUAUCCUCUUGAGAGGAAAUCCGAAAUUGGAUGGACGCUUUCCGAGGUCUUCGGACGCUCAGUGAAAGGCCACUGUCCCUUGACUGACGAAGGGUAUGGGUCAUUAACUGUUUGUAUGAAAGUGCCUAGUGAUAGAUCCGUGUUUGUCACAGAGGGCGCGUCUGAGAUAAGAGGCUCCGACGAGUUUUCGAGAUGUUACGGUUUACCACCCUCUAAUGAUUUCGACCUUAUUUUACCGGAAGAGGAAAUCAAAACUCAUGUUCCCUUGGAGCAAGAAGUCUUGCACACCGAGCGAACCAUUAUCGGGCAUGGACAGGAACGGGGAGGCAUGCGGGUGAUUUUCAGGAACCCAUCUCCUGUUGACUCGGUCGAUUUUAUCUAUUUCGAGUCGCUGCCUUGGUUUGUGCGUCCUUAUCUCCACACUCUACAGGCCACAGUAGUAGGGAAUGAUGGGGUAUCGCGCCAGUUGCCAUUCUCAGAGAUCAUCAAAGGCAUCUAUUACCGGCCUGCUAUUGAUCGUGAAAGAGGCACCCAGCUUGAGUUGGUCCUCUCCGUUCCCGCCGAUUCAACUGUGACCUUGAUAUACGACAUCGAGAAAGCUAUUCUGCGAUACACCGAGUAUCCUCCAGAUGCAAACCGAGGGUUCAAUGUCGCCCCUGCGGUGAUACGCAUCUUGGGCAAAGAAGAUCAGUUGUCUGUCUACUUGCGGACAACCGGGUUAUUACUUUCACUUCCUACGCCAGACUUUAGUAUGCCCUAUAACGUUAUCAUCUUGACUAGCACCGUCAUGGCGCUGGGAUUCGGAAGCAUUUUCAACUUGCUCGUUCGUCGCUUUAUUCCCGCUGAUGAACCGGCUCUUCGUGCGCAGAGUCUUAAAGCUCGACUGUUGAGCAGACUAGUCGUGCUGCGUGAUCGGUUUAAAGGGAAAACAUCCAAACAGACUAGUUAA